Molecule: messenger RNA, 663 nt
Organism: Fraxinus pennsylvanica
Lineage: Eukaryota; Viridiplantae; Streptophyta; Magnoliopsida; Lamiales; Oleaceae
Source: the annotation of a GenBank genome assembly
AUGAGGAAAGGCUUCAGAAACUUCUGCAAUGGCGAUGCCUCGACUGCAACCUUCAACCAGCAAAAAGUUGAUCCAUGUAACUUGGAGAGCAAUACUCGGGGGGGAAGGCACGCAACCUUAGAGGAGAUGAUAAAGCAGUUAGAUUUGGAAGAGAAAAUGGCUAGAAGAGAAAAACUUGAUGAUGAUGAUGAUGAUAAUAGGGGAAUCCCACACCGGAUGUCGUGUGUUAAUAGUUCUGAUAUUCUGCGAACUGCAAGGAACGCAUUAAAUCAGUACCCUCGGUUUUCGCUAGAUGGAAAAGAUUCCAUGUAUCGUUCUUCAUUUCAAAACCUGGCCUCUGGAUCAAGAAAGUCAAUAUCUCGGAACCAUGGUUAUAACUUAGAAGCAGAGAGAACUCGCUGUUUGCCUCCUAAGUUGGCAGGGGAACGUGUAAUUUGGUGCAAACCCGGGGCCGUGGCCAAACUUAUGGGUUUGGAUGCCAUGCCAAUACCAGUAAAAAGGCAAAAUAUCAGGAGAAAAACUGAAAGACAUGAAAACUUUGGCCAUGUCAUGAGGAGAGAAAUUAUGGGUUCCUGCUCAAGAACUGGAUACUGUUUUAUGAAGCCUGUAGCAGUGGAACUUCCAAAUGGUGAAUUAGGCUGGCCAAUUCGACGUUUUCGGUAG